UUAAUUAGAUUAAAAGAUAUUUCUAAAUUCAACUUAAUAGCAAGUAAAAUCAAGAAUAUUAAAAUGAGCUCUGGAGAUCUUCCAUCUGCAACCUUAAGCAUGAUUUAAUAAGGUCAAGACCCCAAAGAAUUGGUCCUUUAACAUUGCAAACCUAACUGUCUUCACUGGGAAUAAAAACUUAAGAGAUGUGAAGCAAAGUUAAGAGAACUUGUUAAUGCUGAUCCUGAAAUGUCAUGCAUGUAUCCUCUUAGAGAUUGGGUUACUUGUGUUGAAGCUUGCGUUUAACCUCAAAUUAUUUCUUAACUUGUUGGUGCUUAGAAGGGAAGAAUUUGGUGA
Molecule: messenger RNA, 336 nt
Organism: Tetrahymena thermophila SB210
Lineage: Eukaryota; Ciliophora; Oligohymenophorea; Hymenostomatida; Tetrahymenidae
Product: ubiquinol-cytochrome C reductase hinge protein
Exons: 3
Source: RefSeq, a predicted model, not a curated record